Phycodurus eques (leafy seadragon) is the source of this 3778-nucleotide messenger RNA. RefSeq names its product BTB/POZ domain-containing protein 3-like. The coding region runs from base 233 to 1660 and encodes 475 amino acids. Lineage: Eukaryota; Metazoa; Chordata; Actinopteri; Syngnathiformes; Syngnathidae. Gene Ontology annotation, cellular component: cytosol. Gene Ontology annotation, biological process: cerebral cortex development; neurogenesis; dendrite morphogenesis. The transcript is spliced from 6 exons. The record is from RefSeq and is a predicted model, not a curated record. Gene Ontology annotation, molecular function: protein binding.
ACCAAGGGGAGGUGGCGUGUCGUUAAGCUGGUCGAGCAGUAGAAGAAGACUGCAACUCAGCUCAGUUCUCGUUGUUUUCUUCUGUAAACAAGAAAUGUGAAUCUUUGACAACUUUUUAAAACAUUCAAUCGGGUUGCCGCCAGCACCACACGAUGAACGAAGAGCGCGUGCAAAACUUGAAAGUCGGCGGCUGCCAUGAGCGGUGAAAGGUCGGCGGCGUGACUGUCAGAGAAUGGCCGCGGAGUUGUUUCCCACCAAGAAGCUUCUUCCGUCCGCCUUGGCGCAGCAGCAACAACAGCAGAAGCAGAGCCAACAGUCCCAGCACACGCACGACCAACAGAACCUGAGCAACAACAACAGGACCUCCAGGCAGGCCGGCUGCACUUGGCAGGGCCUGUACCCCACCAUCCGGGAGAGGAACUCAGUCAUGUUUAACAACGACAUGAUGGCAGAUAUCUACUUUGUGGUGGGACCGCCAGGUGGGACACAGCGGAUUCCGGGCCACAAGUACGUCCUGGCCGUGGGAAGCUCUGUGUUCCACGCCAUGUUCUACGGCGAGCUGGCCGAGGAUCAGGACGAGAUCCGCAUCCCCGACGUGGAGCCGCCGUCCUUCCUCGCCAUGCUCAAGUACAUCUACUGUGACGAGAUCGAACUGUGCGCUGACACGGUUCUGGCCACGCUAUACGCCGCCAAGAAGUACAUCGUGCCGCACCUGGCGCGAGCCUGUGUGAAUUUCCUGGAAACGAGCCUGAGCGCCAAGAACGCCUGUGUGCUUCUGUCUCAGAGCUGCCUGUUCGAGGAACCUGACCUGACGCAGCGCUGCUGGGAGGUGAUCGACGCUCAGGCCGAGCUGGCCCUGCGCUCCGAGGGCUUCUGUGACAUCGAUGUGCACACGCUGGAGAGCAUCCUGCGCCGCGAGACGCUCAAUGCCAAAGAGAUGGUGGUGUUCGAGGCGGCGCUCAGCUGGGCCGAGGCCGAGUGCCAGCGCCGGGACUUGAGGCCCACCAUUGAGAACAAGAGGCUGGUGCUCGGCAAGGCCAUCUACCUGAUUCGCAUUCCCGCCAUGGCUCUGGAGGACUUCGCCAACGGGGCGGCGCAGUCCGGGGUGCUGACGCUAAACGAGACCAAUGACAUCUUCCUAUGGUACACGGCGGCCAACAAGCCCGAGCUGCUGUUCUGCAGCAAACCCCGCCAAGGUCUUGCGCCGCAGCGCUGCCAUCGCUUCCAGUCGUGCGCUUACCGCAGCAACCAGUGGCGCUAUCGUGGACGCUGCGACAGCAUCCAGUUCGCCGUGGACAAGCGCGUCUUCGUGGCUGGCUUCGGCCUGUACGGCUCCAGCUGCGGUUCAGCUGAAUACGGUGCCAAGAUGGAGUUGAAGCGUCAGGGCGCGGCCGUGGCGCAGCGUGUCAUCAAGUACUUCUCGGAUGGCUCCAGCUCCACCUUUGCCGUGUGGUUUGAGCACCCGGUCCAGAUAGAGCCCGAUGCCUUCUACACGGCCAGCGUGGUUCUAGACGGAAACGAGCUCAGCUACUUCGGACAGGAAGGCAUGACCGAGGUGCAGUGUGGAAAGGUCACCUUCCAGUUCCAGUGCUCCUCAGACAGCACCAACGGAACCGGCGUGCAAGGUGGUCAGAUACCAGAACUCAUCUUCUACGCCUGAGGUGCCAACACAGGCGUCAUGGAUCAUAUGGAAAGCCAUUUGAGCAUUUAUUACAUUUAUUCAUACAAGUAUGUGUUUUUGUCCUCACUAGGAUGGACAAUUCAGGACACUUGUAGAAUAUAAUUUGACAAUUGACAGCUGAUGUCAAGUCAAGUUUACCUUUAUAUGGGUCAUUUUCAUAUAAUUUGAUCAGUAAUGAUGGACCUCUAAUUUAGCAUUUUUUUUAAUUGGGUAAUGUCUCCCAAGCUGAAACAGCCACGCCUUAAAUCCUAUUUUUAAAAUGUUAUUGAUUUAAAAUUGGAGACAUUCAUGGUAAAAGCAAUCUAUAUUGACAGAGCAAUGGCCCACUGAAAUAGACUUGAGAGAGAGCUUAAAUGACAGAGAAGGACCAUUUGUAAAAUAAGCAAUAAAAUAUUAACGCUGAAGACACUAAGAUGCAAUUGUUAGUUUUAAUUAAGAAAAUGGAGAAAAUCCUAUCCAUCAAAAAAAAUGGAAUUAGUCUUCAGAAAUCGUUGCAACUUCAUUUGGGACACCUAACGGAAAAAGACAUUUUGGCAUUAAAAGUUUGAAAAAUAUUACUUUAGAAUAUUUGUUUUUCUUGGAAACAAUUAUAAUCUGAUGGAUAACAACUGCCAAUAAUUAAUAAAUAUCAGUAAAAUUUAUUGAUUUUCAAGAGGAAAUUAAGUGGUAUCCACUGGUUCGCACAUCUACCUUGCAGUUCUAAGGUGCUGGGUUCAAAUCUGACCUCCCCUGUAUGGAGUUUGCAUGCUCUCCCCGUGCCUGCUUGUGUUUUCUCGCACAUUCCAAAUAACAUGGAUGGUAGGUUAAUUGAAGACUCUAAAUUGUCCGUAGGUGCAAAUGGUUGUUUUUGUGCAUGUGCCAUGCGAUUGGCUAAGCGACCAGUUCAGGGUGUACCCCGCCUCUCGCCCGCCUGAGAUAGGUGCCAGCACACCCAUGACACUAGUGAGGAUAAGCGGUUGUAAAAAUGUAUGGAUGAAAUUUACUGGGCCAUGUCUUUACCGUUAUUGAUCAAUUUACAUGAAAAUUACCCAUAUAGAGAAGCGGCAGUAAAACAAAAAUCCAGAUGUCAGGGGCGGGGCAGGACAAGAGACUAAUUUCAUACCAGGUGACGUGUAUGAAUUUGCUUUAAUGAUAUGACUCGCAUCAUUCCGCAAAAUGUUCUGUAUGUUUUGAAGUGAUCUUUUGAAGAAUGCAGUCAUUUUGCUUGGAGAUAGAUGGAGCGGAAAAAUUGGAACUGUACAACAUAAGGGCCCGGCAUAUAAUCAAUUCAGCAUACUAGUAUGAUAUUGAAUAAAUGCUCUAAAGCUAAAGCUGUUGAUCAUUUGUCCGAUGUCAUCUUAAGCUCUAUGUACUAGUAUGCGUUUUGUCCUCACUAGUAAGACAAUUCAGCAUACUAGUAGGUUAUCUAAUAAAUUCUCUGAUGGCUAUAGCUGCGAACAAAUUGUCUUACUAGUGGGUACAAAAAGCACUACAUACAUGGACCUUAAGAUGAUAUGGAAUAAAUGCUCAAAAUGGCUUUCAUAAGUUUACGCUUUCUAUCUCCUUCAAAGCAACCGAGAAGCGUCUGCUGACUUCCUGUUCACCUGCACCACAGAAGAUGCGAAUUUCUUUCACGUUUCUUCGCCAAGUUCUGAAGUGAGGCAACAACUAAAAAAAAAAAAAAAAAGGUUUUGAUCUCAUCCUUCGCCUGGUUUUGUGUUGUCUGUGAAAAAUCAUAAACUGUUGACUCUUUUUUUGCCUUAAAAAUAAUCUGACACAAAAACUUUGCCUCUGAAAAUCCUAAGAGGUGACAUUUUAUGUUGUUUUUACCAAGUAUGUGGUCACGUGUUUGUGUCAGUAGUUUUCUGUGUCCGACCAAGUUUUUUCACGUCUUUGCUGAAUGUGCGCGAUGGCGGCAGUGGCCUUAAAUCAUCAAAAUAAAAACAAUUCUAUCGUCUUGACUAUUUGUAUAUAUAGCAAUGCGUCUGUUUAUUGUUUUUACAUUUAUUGGCAAAGAAAAAGCUAGGUAGCUAGUUGGUAACUUUUUGUCAUUCACGUCCGAUCCAAACUUCACAACCCAGAUGUGGUCUCAAUCAUAAGAAUAAAUACAUUAUAUCA